Messenger RNA from Rotaria sp. Silwood2, 1587 nucleotides. Lineage: Eukaryota; Metazoa; Rotifera; Eurotatoria; Philodinida; Philodinidae. The record is from the annotation of a GenBank genome assembly.
AUGUCAGGAGAAAAAUCAUCAAAUAUCAUCAGCAGUGAUGAUAAAUCACCUGUUCAAAAAAAACUUCGUUUAUUAUAUGGUACUGUAAAUGUAGAUCAAGAAGAAGCAAAUAUAACAUUCUCAAAAAUUGCAACACAAUCCAUUUCCAGCUGUCAUGUUAUUUUAAUUGAUGGUCAAUAUAAAGAUGAUGCAUUUGCUUAUUUAUCACAUUCAUCAAGAGAUUAUGAACCAUUAUCAACACUUACAACUGAAGAAGCACUUUCUGAAAUUAUAAAACAUAUUGUUGACAAAAUUGCAGAUUACAAUAAAUUAAAUCAAGAGGAACAACUGAAUAUUUUGAAAACAAAAAUAAACACAGUGCUGGUAGCUGGUGGUAAUUGUGAAUAUUUACAAAAAUAUGGUCAUGAUUUAAUAGCUGAUGCUCAUGAAGAAAAACUUCGUCGUCCUAAUUUUUUUGGUUAUCAUUCAGCAAUUAAACGAAUUAUUGAUGCAUUAUUUGAAAAACAUAAUUGUAUUUUAAUUAAUCAUCCAUAUGUUUCAUCAUUAACUAUUAUUGAAGAUUUAGCAAAAUGUAUUUAUCAUAAAUUGAAUAGUGUAAAAACAUUACCUAAACGUUUAAUAGUAUUAAACAUGGAAGAAUUAAAUGCUGAUAUAGCUAAUCGUGGUGAAUUUGAAAAACGUCUUAAAUUAUUUUUAAAACAAAUUCGAACUGCAGAUGGUGGUAUUAUCAUAUUUAUUGAUGAUAUACAUUUAAUUCUUGGUGGUGAAGGUGUAAAUGAUGCAGCAAAUUUAUUAAAAUUCAUGUUAUCUCAACAUGAAAUUUGUUGUAUUGGUGCAACAACGUUGGAUGAAUAUGACAAACAUUUUGAACAAGAUCCAGUAUUGAAAAAACAUUUUCAAGAAGUUUUCAUUGAAGAAUUAACAGUUGCUGAAUCUGUUAAUAUUUUGCGUGAUGGUCUUAAACGUUCUAUGGAACCACAUUUUCGUUUUCCAAUUCUUGAUUCAGCCAUUGUUAGUGCUGUUGAAUUAUCUAAUCAUUUUAUAAUAUAUAAAUAUUUACCAUAUGAAGCAAUUGAUACAAUUUAUGGAGCAUGUAGAAACAUAUUCCGUGCUCGAAUGGAUAGUUCAUCUAAUAUAAUUGAUCGAUCAAAACAUGAAGAAUUAUCAUCAGACGUGACAGAAACAACAUCAUCAAAAGAAAAAGAUGAUACGUCAACAGAAGAACAUACAUCAGAAAAUGGUGAUGCAUCAGAAAAAGAAGAUACAGCAACAAAAGAUGAUACAUCAGAAAUAGAUUUAACUGAAGUUAAAGAAAAAUCAAAAACAUUUACAUUAAAACAUGAAAUUCCAAAAGGUGUUGAUUCUACUGUUAUUAUUGAUAUCUUUAGUAAAUUGACUGAUAUUCCAGUAUCGACAUUAACUGAAGCAGAAAAUAAUCGUUUAUCUAUAAUACGUGAAGAUUUACAUAAUAGAUUUAUUGAUCAAGAUGCUGCUAUUGACACUGUUGUUGAAACUAUUUUAAGAAAUCGAGCUGAAUUUCCAGUAAAAAAUCGACCACUUGCUUCAUUUUUAUUCUGUGGUAAAUAA